This is a messenger RNA of Melampsora larici-populina 98AG31, 450 nucleotides long. RefSeq lists its product as uncharacterized. The annotation marks the transcript as partial. Lineage: Eukaryota; Fungi; Basidiomycota; Pucciniomycetes; Pucciniales; Melampsoraceae. The record is from RefSeq and is a predicted model, not a curated record. Gene Ontology annotation, cellular component: Golgi apparatus. The transcript has 5 exons.
GAACAACGUCUCUCUUCAAUUCGCCCGUUUGGUGAAUUCUUUGACUAUCAACGAAUUUCAAGGCCAAAAGAUUUCAAUGAAGCUACCUCAAGGAUUACUUACAACACUCGUCAUUUUAGUGGCAAUUAUGCAAUGAUCGUAGCAGCUUUGGCAGUUUACAGUCUUCUAACAAAUCCACUCUUACUCAUCGCGAUCGGUUUUCUCGUCGGUGGUUUUGCUGCUAUUCAGCGGUUCGGUCCUGAUCCCAAUGUGAUUGCUGAUGGUCAAACCAUCACUCAAAAAUCGCUUUACAUCACACUUUUUGUCAUCGGGAUCCCCAUGCUUUGGAUUGCUGCACCAAUUGCGACGGCUAUGUGGUUGGUUGGAUCAUCGGGUGUGACUGUACUAGGACAUGCCUCAUUUCUAGAACCUAGUGUGGAGUCUGAAUACACAUCUGUACAGCAGGUAUGA